Peronospora matthiolae is the source of this 465-nucleotide messenger RNA. The record is from the annotation of a GenBank genome assembly. NCBI's taxonomy places the organism in Eukaryota, Oomycota, Peronosporomycetes, Peronosporales, Peronosporaceae.
AUGUUCCAGCGCCGCGUGCUCGUGAGCAUUCACGCUGUCGAGCGCGUCGCUAGCAACCGCCAGAUCCGGCGCAAGACUCGUCAUCCAGCCAAUCUGCGUGCGUUGCAGCGCCAGCCGAAAGACGAGGUUGCGGUGCCUCCGCUUAAGUACGAGCCCACUUACGUCCCGGAGACGGUCAGUUUCAAUGGCUGGUCACCAGCUCCGGAAUCGCCACUGCCGGAUCUUCCGUUCCACGUCAAGCGCACGGCUCUUGGACUGCAGCUGCCAGUGUACAGGGACUACCGGAACGGCCGGACGCGGGUGUUGACCAUAUUACGUCGCUACAAGGGCGACGAGCAGGAGCUACGGGAUGAGAUGUCCAAGGUCUGUGAAGGCAAACAAGUGACUGCACGUCCAGGUCGCUUGGAGGUCGUUGGCGACCACGCUGUUGACAUUCGCAAGUGGCUUGUGGGCUUGGGCUUUUAG